CUUGUGGCCGCGGGUUUCGCACGGCCCAAUGAGGGAGGGCGGCGUGGCCCGGCCUCGUAGCGACGAGGACGCGCCUGCGCAGAGGCAGCAGCACCACCGGGGUUGGCUCCGGGGGCGCGGCGAGGAGGUGAGCGGGGGCCACAGCCCGGGCCGGGGGGACCCGGGGUGCAAGAGGGCAGGCUGGAUCAGGCCGGGCAGGAGCGAGCCGGGCUCCGAGUGUCAACGAGAACUAGAGACAUGAGGCUGAGCUGGGUCCAGGUCCUGACAGUACUGUCCAUCUGCCUGAGCGCCGUGGCCACGGCCACAGGGGCCGAGGGCAAAAGGAAGCUGCAGGUCGGGGUCAAGAAACGGGUGGACCACUGUCCCAUCAAAUCUCGUAAAGGGGAUGUCCUGCACAUGCACUAUACGGGGAAGCUGGAAGAUGGGACGGAGUUUGACAGCAGCCUGCCCCAGAACCAGCCUUUUGUCUUCUCCCUUGGCACAGUCCAGGUCAUCAAGGGCUGGGACCAGGGGCUGCUGGGGAUGUGUGAGGGGGAAAAGCGCAAGCUGGUGAUCCCAUCCGAGCUGGGGUAUGGAGAGCGGGGAGCUCCCCCAAAGAUUCCAGGUGGUGCAACCCUGGUGUUUGAGGUGGAGCUGCUCAAAAUCGAGCGACGAUCGGAGCUGUAGCCAGACUGGGGAGGGGCGGGGGGAGAGGCCCCCAUCCAGGGACCAGAUUGUUCUUAAAAAAAAAAAAAAAAAAAACCACCUUAGAAGCC
This is a messenger RNA of Cebus imitator (Panamanian white-faced capuchin), 755 nucleotides long. It is a transcript of the gene FKBP2, whose product is annotated as FKBP prolyl isomerase 2. Bases 238 to 666 code for a protein of 142 amino acids. NCBI's taxonomy places the organism in Eukaryota, Metazoa, Chordata, Mammalia, Primates, Cebidae. Gene Ontology annotation, biological process: protein peptidyl-prolyl isomerization. The record is from RefSeq and is a predicted model, not a curated record. Gene Ontology annotation, molecular function: peptidyl-prolyl cis-trans isomerase activity. The transcript is spliced from 6 exons.